UGUCUCUAUAAGACGACCGAGAAACAGCAUCCUCUUAGGAAACAAACAGAAGCAAGCGAUAGGAGAAUAUACCCGCCUUCAGUUUCAGCAGAUCUGCUCAGGACAGGUGCCUGAACCGCACACAGCUCAGACUGCACUUCAGCCGUUAACACACUGCGUGAUGAAGACUCCACUGUGGACACUACUGUUGCUUGGACUGUGUAACCCAGCGUGGUGCGACUGCCAGAAGGACUGCCUCUUCUGCAGCCAAAAACUGCCUAACGAAUAUGCCUUCAACAAUUUGGUGUGUCUGGUGGAGUGUCAUGGUAAGCUUUCUCCGGGCGACACCUGGGAGAUGUGCCGCAGGAUCAUUGUGGAGCAAAACCCAAAAGCCUUGCUAUCGCUUGGUAAUGGCAUGCUGAAAAGAGCAGAAGAGGAAGCGGACACCUCUCUGGCUGUGGACCAGGACGAUGGCCAGUUUUCUGAAACCCUCCAGAGGUUCGACCACAUAACGCGGGCCUUGGGAACGGAUGAUCAGGACCAAGAUAUGCAGCUCAGUAAAAAAUACAAGUUCCUGCAAGUACAGUCAGCGCAAGAAUCUGAAGAAGAGCGAGAUGGAGAUAGCGAGGUGGAAGGCGAUGAGGAAGACGCUGCCGUCCACCUAAUCAAACGCUUUGGAGGCUUCCUCAAAAACAAGUACGGCUACAGGAAGUUCAUAGAUCCUGGAAGGUCUUUGCAAAAGAGAUAUGGGGGUUUCAUAGGCGUCCGCAAAUCGGCCCGUAAGUGGAACAACCAGAAGCGCUUUAGCGAGUUCCUCAAGCAGUAUUUGGGCAUGAGUACUCGAGCUAGUGAGUUUAAUAGUAUGUCUGCUGAUGUCACCCAACAGAAUGAGUAAGCUUUGACCUUUGAAGCGAAUAAACUUACCCAGCAAACCAUUCGUUAUGCUCAUUCGAAAGAUAUCACGCACCGUCCUCCUCAAACACAAAAAGCUCUCAUAGUGCCACAGGUUUAGAUGUGGAUUUACUCACUGAAGCACCUAAUCUGUGUCAAGCAAAGCUUACAUUUAUUAGCUUGAAGUUUGAAGAAAAUCUUCAGAGUUAAUUCGAGACAUCUAUAGAUUGCUUUAAGUGAUUGGUAUCGUAUAUGAUGGCCCCUGUAGUUUAAUUAUACAUUGUGGAAAGCCCAUUUUGAAAACGUUACUGGAGCCAAAUUCAUCUCCUUUUCGACACUGCCACCUAUUGGCCAAUGAGAGUUCCCAUCUCUAUGAAAAUGCUUGAAAUUGGGGCCAAAUGUCAUACAGAGAGGUAGUUAACUGGCAAAAUACAGUUACUAAAGGAAUAGUUCACCAAAAAUGAAACACUGUCAUGACUUACGUAAUUUUCAGCUCCAAAUGAAACAUAAAUUAGCGUUUAAAAUCGAAUGGAAGCGUGAGAAUUUUUAUUACCAUCAAAUAAAAUGUUAGUUUUCAAAUCUCAUAUGCUUGCAUUCAAACAUUCUAUGUCGCAAUUUUGUCAUGAGACAAGCUAGACAACUUUGGUUUUUGGAAGCGUUAAAAGUAAUUUUAGUCUGUUCUUGGCUUAAAUCUAUCUCAUUUUGCUUUAGAAGUCUUGAUAUAUAUAGUACACAGGCCAUAUAUGCCUUUCUUUAUGCCGCUUUUUGUUAUUUUUGGAGCACAAUGGGCCAUAUAAAAUCCCAAUCUGUUUUGAAAAAAUCAUCCAUCUGAAUGGGAAAAUCAGUUAUUUUAUGAAGUGACAAUUUUGUAUGAAUUUGUACCCAAUGAAUGUACAUUUCGUAAGAAAAAAGCAAGAAGAUCCACUCUUAAACAUAAUCAUCAAUGGAAGCAUAUUGUGCAAAACGUAUGAAUAAGACUGUACAAAUUCAUACAAAUUAGCCACCAAUUCACCAAAACAUAUUCAUUACUACGAGAUUACGUUGUGACAAAAGCAGCUUUAACAAUCUGCUUAAUAUCAGCUUUUGUUUUAAGGAAGAAAUAAAACAAAAUGGGGUCAGAACGAUGUGAGCAUGAUAGAAUUAGCAUUUUUUUGGGUGAACUAUUCCUUUAAGGGGAUUACGGAAAGCUAAUCUGUGUUUACCGUCUCUCCCAGAAAAUAAAUAAAGCCAGAUUUCGCAUAAACCAUUCCAGCAAAGACUCAUCACUGUAAUAUGCCUAUACAAACAUAACAAAUUCUGUUACGCACAUGCACAGAGUUUGCGAUUCCUCAUCUAACAGUGGGAAACCAAAAGCUUUAAUUUUAUUUUUUUGAAACUGACAGUUGAUUUGUAUUCGUGCAGAAGAAAUGAUGUAUUUAUGCAAACAUUGCCGAGUCAUGCUUUUCCCUUUAUUCUAAUGAUAAGAAUCAUGAUGUUGACUAAAUGAACUGUACAUAGUAACUGAACUAUGUCAAUAAAAUAGUUUACUAUUUUC
Messenger RNA from Puntigrus tetrazona (Sumatra barb), 2404 nucleotides. It is a transcript of the gene pnoca, whose product is annotated as prepronociceptin a. The record is from RefSeq and is a predicted model, not a curated record. The coding region runs from base 161 to 874 and encodes 237 amino acids. Lineage: Eukaryota; Metazoa; Chordata; Actinopteri; Cypriniformes; Cyprinidae. Gene Ontology annotation, cellular component: neuronal cell body; dendrite; axon terminus. Gene Ontology annotation, biological process: neuropeptide signaling pathway; chemical synaptic transmission; sensory perception. The transcript has 3 exons. Gene Ontology annotation, molecular function: opioid receptor binding.